AAAUAUAUGGGGAAUAUUUUCAAAAGGCAUCGAUACUCGCAGAAAGAGAAGCUGCUUUCUUUUUCCUUUAUGCGUCAUUUAGCCUUUUCUCUCUAAUUUUCCAAACUCUCAAACUCAGUCUCUCCGUAAAAUUCCCAAUUUGUUUGAAGGUUUGUUCUGAUUUUGGCUAACAAAUGGCAGAGGAAGUGAAGCUGUUGGAUUUCUGGCCCAGCAUGUUUGGUAUGCGAGUUAGAAUUGCUCUAGCCGAGAAGGGCGUGGCCUAUGAGUACUUGGAACAAGAUCUCAGGAAUAAGAGCCCUUUGCUUCUUGAAAUGAACCCGAUUCACAAGAAAAUCCCUGUUCUUAUUCAUAAUGGAAAACCCAUUUGUGAAUCUUCCAUUAUUGUUCAGUAUAUUGAUGAAUUUUGGAAUGAUAAAGCUCCUUUGUUGCCAUCUGAUCCUUAUGAGAGAUCUCAGGCCAGAUUUUGGGUUGAUUUCAUCGAUAAGAAGCUUUAUGAAAGUGGGAAGAAGAUAUAUGCGAAAAAGGGAGAGGAGCAAGAGGAAGGGAAGAAGGAGGUGAUAGGAAUAUUAAAGCAACUAGAAGAAGUUCUUGGGGAGAAGGCUUACUUUGGAGGUGAAUGUUUUGGAGUUUUAGACAUUGCUUUGAUUGGAUUCUCCUCAUGGUUUAGUGGCUAUGAGACCAUUGGGAAUUUCAGCAUUGAGGCUGAGUGUCCAAAGAUAAUGAGUUGGGUCAAGAGAUGCUUACAAAAGGAGAGUGUUGCUAAGUCUCUGCCCGACUCUAAAAAGGUUGAAGACAAGGAUAGCACGCACGCCCAAAUGUUUUCAAUGAUGAUACAUCAAUCGAUUUUCUUAAUAGCAUUUCAACUGGAGACUUUGACAAGCUUGGACCCAAUCCCACAACUCUGUCUAAAGCUCCAAGAGGAUAGUGGGAAAGACUUUGAGGUGGUUCAUGGUGAUCUCUGGUGAAGAUUGCUGCUGUACAAUCAAGUUCUUGGAGAGUUCUUCAAAGGAAGACCAUUAAUAAGAUAUAGGGCAGUCUGAAAGGCAUCCCACCAUAGGUAUAAAGGUAGUAAUGCUGGAGUAAGAAAGGUUAAGCCAGCUUCUACAAUAUGACGGUGCUUGCGUUCAGCCCUGCCAUUUUGAGACGAGGUAUAUGGACAUGAAUAUAGAGCACAUUUUGAAAAGUUAAUAAAGCAUGACCAUUUGUUAGUUUGGAGUUACCAACAUGAGAUAUAUUAAGUUCACUUUCAUCUCCUACAGUUACAAGAUCAGUACCUGUGUAUUCGAUUGGAUUAGCUAGAGAGUUGUAAUCUGAUGUAACAUAGUUGGAUGUUCCACUAUCUGCAUACCAGUUAGGGUCUAGCACAGUUUCUGGUUGAGCAAAGAUUGGAUAGGUGUUCUGAUUAGCCAUGAAGGCAACAUGGGGAGGGAAAGAAGGGUUGCCAUGUGACCCUCAAUUAUUUCCUCCUUUGUUUGAGUUCACAUUGGGUACAAAUUCUCGAUAAUACCUGUGAUAACAAUAGUCUGCAGAGUGACCAUAUUUUCGACAUACCUGACAUGUUGGUUUGUUUCCAUGACCACGACCACGACCUCUGUUUGGAGUUCUACUUCCUCUUGAGAAGCGACCAUUUCGGUUUUGUUCAUUAUUGUUUCUAAUCCUCUGUGAUCGUUGGUUGUCACUGUGAUUUUGAUUGUUCACCAUAUUAAUUGAUGUGUUAUGGUUGACUUCAUUAGCAGGAUUGGAGUUUACAGCCACUCUUUGAGUGUUUUAAUGGUCUAACCUCUUUUCAAACACAAGUAGUUCAGUUUGCAUAUCUAAUCAAGAGAUAUAUGACCGUCCUUGAAUGGUUGCUGCAACUGGAUUGUUCUCCUAUUCCAGGCCUAGCAGUACCUUUUCAGGUUUGGAAAGUUUGUUUGAGAAAAUCUUCCUCUGCCCCUGACUGAACGCCAAACAAGCUCUGAAUAGUUUCCCAUAAGUCAUUUAAGGUCUCAUAGCCCAUCACUUAUGUUGCUAUUUCUGGUGUCAUAGAGUUGUAGAGUCACCCUAAAAGUAAUUGAUCAACUACUAACCAUGCUUUAUAUUAAGGUUUGAUGAUAGCUCCUGUUGCAAUCCUCGGAGGGUGGUUGCUUGAGGUUUCCUCAAUUUAUUCAGUAGUAAGAGCUUCUUGAAUUAGUAUGGCUGAGCAUUGGUGGUCGUUGAAUUAGCCUAGUCAUGUAUCCUUCUAGCUUGUACCCACGUAGAUUGGUAGAGCCAUGUUUUUCCAUAGUAUGAAAUUGUUCCGACCUAGCUUUAUUGAGGUGACUUGGUUCAAAAGUUGAUUGACAGGUGGAUUGGUGAAAUUUCUAGUGGCCAUGGUGUUUCAAGUGAAGAGGGGUUAGCCAUAAGGCUCUGAUACCAAAAUAAGAAAAGAAUAACAGAGAAGUAAUUGGGCAGUGAGCUGAAGGAAUUUUCGGUAUGUAUUUUACUUAUCUUACGACUCAUAUGGCCUUACAGUUUAUAUACAACAAAACCCUAAAGUAGGGACAUAAAUGGAAUAAUAAAGAAUAGUUGGAUUUAUAGACGUCAAUAAGAUAUUGGGCUAUAGAAGAUUUUAUAUAACCAACGGGUAAUAGAAAUUAUUCCUUUCUGGAUUGGGUGUGACAUGGCUGAUUUUUUCUUUUUUUCUUUUUCUUUUAUUGCCUUGGUAUUUUGUUGGGUUUGUGCUUCUCUCCUAAUAAUUUGGACAUUAAUUUUUUGAAUUGUUUAAAAUACAAUUUCCAUUUUUUUUGUUAAAAAAAUGGAAGAUCUUAGUUCCAUGGAUUUGCAACCUAUUUUAUUCAAAGUUUAUUAUUCUCUCCCCUACCCUUACCUUCAUGACUCUCCUCUAUCGCCCCCACUGCUCUCUUCAAACAAAAUUCUUGCCCUAAAUUCAAGCGGUUGCGGCACCAAUAUCUUGAACCUCUUUGCAAAAUGUCUCCCUCCUCUUAUUUGCCUGAAAAUGGAAUUUCUUUAAACUCCAGGAAAAUUAAGAAUGUUCAAAUGAUCCGACAACCCGAACAAUCCGAACUAACCAACCUAAAUUGUAAGUGUUAGAUUGAGUUAGUUUUAAUUUUUGGUUGGAUUGGAUUGAAUUUUUAUGUUUUUCGUUUGGGUUUAGGUUGUGUUAAUAUAAAUUCUUUAUAUCUAUAUUGAAUAGAUAAACCCUAGGAUCAUUCAUGU
This is a messenger RNA of Benincasa hispida (wax gourd), 3198 nucleotides long. The record is from RefSeq and is a predicted model, not a curated record. NCBI's taxonomy places the organism in Eukaryota, Viridiplantae, Streptophyta, Magnoliopsida, Cucurbitales, Cucurbitaceae.